AUGGGUGCAGAUAACGGAGCGCUCUCACCGGGAGAGACGAGACCGUUCAGCGUGCCAGGAACACCUCAUUUCGGCGCCCAGACGGACAUGCUCAAGACGCUCGACGAAUCUACCAAGGUCAUCAAGCAAUCCCAGUCGAACAAGAUGUCCGGGACUCAGACCCCGAGCGUCAGUGGAAUUGGGACCCUGUUGGACAGACCAGACUACUCGGAAGCCAAGAUCGUAGUCGCCAUGGUCGGUCUUCCUGCUCGAGGCAAGAGUUACCUCAGUAAUAGGUUGUUGAGGUAUCUCAGGUGGCUCGAGUACAAGGUCGAGGUCUUCAACGUCGGGCAGCUUAGGCGGAGAAAAGCUCGAGAUCAGGUUCAGGCUGGAGAAGGACCCCAGGAUCACUCACAUACCUACUUCUCGAGCACCAAUGCCGAGGCUACGGCUCUCCGUGAACAGUUGGCGACCGAAAGUUUGGAAAGCUUGAUCACUUGGCUGAAACAGGGUGGAAACGUCGGAAUCCACGAUGCCACCAACAGUACAAGGGCAAGGAGGGCGAAGAUUCAAGAGCGAAUCGACCGAGAACCCGGCCUUCAGUGCAUCUUUCUUGAAUCCUGGUGCGACGACCCGGAAAUCAUCGCUUCCAACGUCGCGCUCAAAGCCCGUUCGGGUGAUCCCGACUACAAGGGCAUGAGCAAGGAAGAGGCCGAGCGUGAUUUCAGGAAACGGAUCGAGCAGUACGAGAGCGUGUAUGAGACCAUUACGGAACCGGAUAUCUCUUGGUGCAAGAUCUUGAACGUCGGUAGACAGGUGCAGAUCAACCGGAUAGCUGGUUACCUGCAGAGUCGGAUCGCCUUUUACCUGAUGAACCUGCAUCUCAAGCCGAGACACAUCUACCUUUCCAGGCACGGAGAGAGUAUGCACAAUGUCGGUGGCAUGAUCGGCGGAGACUCGCCCCUGUCCCCACAAGGAGAAAAAUACGCCGCUGCUCUGCCUGCGCUGGUGCUCGAGAACGUCGGAGAUCACCCUCUCCAGGUCUGGACGAGUACGCUCCAAAGAACCGUCGCUACCGCAAGGAACCUGCCAUAUCCCAAAAAGACCUGGAAGUCUCUGGAUGAACUCGACGCCGGUGUCUGUGAUGGAAUGACCUAUGAGGAGAUUGCCGAAAAAUACCCCGAAGAUUACGCUGCACGUGAUGAGAACAAGUUUGGCUACCGAUACCGUGGCGGUGAAUCUUACCAAGAUGUCGUGGUACGGCUCGAACCCGUUAUCAUGGAGCUGGAGAGGCAGGAGAACAUCAUCAUCAUCUGUCAUCAGGCCAUCAUCCGAUGUCUUUACGGAUACUUCAUGGGCUUGUCUCAGGAGGAAUUGCCUUACAUCAAGGUACCUCUUCAUACGCUCAUCAAGCUGACACCGAUGGCAUACGGUUGUGAGGAGGAGCGUUUCCAUGUGCCCAUCGCUGCAGUCGACACGCAUCGCCCCAAACCAGCACGACGCAACACUGGAGACGGUGCGGUGGCAGCUCCCACCGAAGAGAAGAAGUCCGGGGCUGCCCGAGACUACUUUGGUGAUGCCGCUCCGACCGCUACCAGUCAUGUGGCAGUUCCUACUCCGGAUCCUGCUGAUGCCAAGAGCCCGACAUCAGAGGAGGAAGACGUCGAGAGAAAGACUACGACCAAGAUCUCUACCGAAAAGGCUCGCCAGAAUGUGCUCUUGCAGCACGCAGAAGAGCACGGCAAGAAGGCUUCCGAGGUCACCCAAGAGGAAGCUGGGAUCUCCCAGGCCGACAUCGCCCGAGCGCUUCACGCCCAGAGCAUGAUCGGAAACCGCGCACCUACGCACCUGAUCAAGUACUACGAUCUUCCUGAAGAGACGGCAGAGAACGCACUAUGUGCACCCGUUGCUGCUGCGAGCACCAAGAAGUACAACAGGCACAAGAUGUACUGUCCUCGGGACGGCUGCAACUCGCUCAUACUGAGCACUGGGACGGCUGAUUGGGUGGUCCGUGAGAGUGGAAUGGUAAGACACCCUUUGAUACCGAAACGUUGA
Messenger RNA from Filobasidium floriforme, 2034 nucleotides. Its product is annotated as 6-phosphofructo-2-kinase-domain-containing protein. Lineage: Eukaryota; Fungi; Basidiomycota; Tremellomycetes; Filobasidiales; Filobasidiaceae. The transcript is spliced from 14 exons. Gene Ontology annotation, molecular function: 6-phosphofructo-2-kinase activity; ATP binding; fructose-2,6-bisphosphate 2-phosphatase activity. The record is from RefSeq and is a predicted model, not a curated record. Bases 1 to 2034 code for a protein of 677 amino acids. Gene Ontology annotation, biological process: fructose 2,6-bisphosphate metabolic process; fructose metabolic process. Gene Ontology annotation, cellular component: cytosol.